AUGGAUCCACAAUUGUUCCGAGUGUUGAAAGAAGGCAACAUAGACAUGUUGAAGACACUGAUGCAAGAGAAGCCAAGUUGCCUACAAGGCAUAACUGCAGAGAAGAACACACCUCUGCACCUUGCUGCUGGGCUUGGCUAUGAGUCCUCAGUGACAGAGAUCCUCAAUCAUCAUCCAGACUUGACAUAUUCACUGAUCUAUGUGAGAUGCGAAAUGAAUGUGCAAAAUACACCAUUGCAUGAGGCUGUGAAACAGUGUAAUCUGAGCACUUCAAAAGUGCUCAUGCAUGAGGAAUGGCGGUUGGGUCAUAUUGUUAAUGAACAUGGGGAAUCAGCAGUGUAUCUGGCAGCGGAGAGAGGAGAGUUGGAGAUUGUGAGGAUGUUGCUGCAGUUUUCAGCUCGCGCUGUUGGAGGUCCUGAUCACCAGACCGCUUUGCAUGCCGCUGUUUGUCGAAACUCUGGUAGGCCUAGUUAUUUCUCUUUAAUGGACUGGCUGGACGCUAUUGACAGUUGCCUUUAUUUUUUACGUCAUUACCAGAAAUUGCAGAACUCCCUGAUGAAGAAAUUGCCACUUAUAAGUCACCACGUGGAUGCAUCUGAAAGCUCUCCUAUUCAUUAUGCUGCAUCCUUUGGCGAUCAUAAGAUGAUCCAGGCACUACUCCUCCAUCAUGAUGCUUCCGCAGCUCAUCUCUUAGACAAAGAUGGUCUUUCAGCAAUUCAUGUUGCUGCCACCAUGGGCUACAUUGAAGUCAUUGCCGAGAUAAUCAAGCAUUGUCCUGACACUAUCGAGCUCACCGAUAAAAAGCAGAGGAAUUUUCUUGUUGUUGCCAUUGAAAACAAGCGAUUGACGGUCGUGAAAUAUGUUCUCAAUAAUCCUGCUCGUUUCUUGCUUGAUCAUGAUAUUGAUUAUGUCGCUGUGCAGCACAAGAUCAUGAAGAGAUUAAUGUCAGCAGGCUCACAAUUCAGCCCACAAUGCAUGGACUUAAUGACAAAGGAUUUUUAUUCAGAAGAUGCUGAAGAAAUUAACCGAUAUAGGGCAUUAUCGAAUAACCUAGCAAUAGUGGCAGUUCUUAUUGCAACUGUCACUUUUGCCGCAGCCUUCACUCUGCCCGGUGGCUAUGAGAAUGAUGGCCCAGACCGUGGGAUGGCAAUUCUAGGAAAGAAAACAACCUUCAAGGCUUUCCUUAUCUCUGAUGCUUUAGCAAUGGUUAGCUCCAUUAUAGUCACUUGCUUCCUCAUUUAUACAGGAUCUUCUGAUCAUGAUGUCCGGUUGCACUCUAUUAGAGUUGCUAUGAAAUUGAUGUGGGUGGCCCAUGGAGGAAUGGUUGUGGCUUUUGCCACGGGCAUCUAUGUGGUGGUGGAAUCAGGUCGUAAGUGCAUUUCUGUUCUUAUUUGCUCUAUGGCAUGCAGUGUUCCCUCCAUUGCUUGGAUGAUGGCACACUGCCCAGCAUUUGACUCAUUAAAUCUGGUGACGACAAGAAGAAAUCAAGAUAAAAAAGGGAAAGAAACUCCACUAUUAUAACCAUUGGAUUUUCAUACUCCUAGCAGCAUGAUAGGGUACUUUUUAACACAUUAUCCUCGUCAGUCAAUAGAAUGCUAGUCCUAUAUAAGACUCUUUGUGUUUCAUCCAAGUAAUGAAUUGACAGGAAGAGUAGAAAAGGGCGAAUUUUUAUAAGAUUUUGCUAGAUCUCAUGUAGAUCUUUUUGCUUCCAGCCUUUUUAGCACAUAUUGCUUUACUUGUUAAAGCCUGAGAGACCAAAAAGGCAUGAAACCUUAAAUCCAAUUCUGGCUUAAGCGAUAUCCGAUGAUACUUUCCGUUGUCAAUCAUGAAACUCCAAUAUUGAAUUUUUACUCAUAACUCUGUGCUAAAUUGAUGUUAACAGAGGAAAUUGACCCAAGGUUCGUAUGCAGAAUGAACUUCCUACCAUGCUGUGGCUUCUUGAUAAUGAGGUCUGUCACCAUUGGGCAACAUCUUUUUUUUAUUUUCGUUAUUGCUUUUGAUAACUCGAUCUAUCAAUUCAUCAAGGUGUCAUUUUGCAAGGUUACAAGUGGCAGUAGUGCUUACAAUUUCCAAACAGCAAGUUAAUGCGUUCAAAUAACAAUACGCAUUUAUAUAACAAAACAAGUGAUGAAAGCACCUUAUUUCUCCACCUACGAAAAUGAGGAAUUCACACAAGAAAACAUAGCAACAUAAUGUAGAACAAAAUGCUGGUCUAAUAAAACAUGGUUUCAGGA
Molecule: messenger RNA, 2234 nt
Organism: Asparagus officinalis (garden asparagus)
Lineage: Eukaryota; Viridiplantae; Streptophyta; Magnoliopsida; Asparagales; Asparagaceae
Product: protein ACCELERATED CELL DEATH 6-like
Cellular component (GO): plasma membrane
Molecular function (GO): protein phosphatase regulator activity; protein phosphatase 1 binding
Source: RefSeq, a predicted model, not a curated record